AUGUUAUUAAAAAUCCUCAAAAUUAUAGAAUACGUGAACAUCCUAGCGCCCACCCUCUGUUCCCAGCUGGCUGUGCAGCAGAUGAGGAAGCGAGAAGUGGACGAUGGACACAUCAUCACCCUGAACAGUAUGUCUGGUCAUCGCAUUUCUGCUAGCAAUGUCUUUUACUGUAUGACGAAGUUCGCCAUGACAGCCAUGACUGAAGGACUGAGGAGGGAGUUGAGGGAGAUGAAGUCACACAUCAGAGCGACGUGCAUUUCUCCUGGACUAGUGGAGACAGAGUUUGCCUUUCGUCGUAAUAAAGAUGACCCACAAAAGGCUCGAGAUCUUUAUGCCAGCAUUGAAUGCCUGCAAGCCAAGGACCUUGCUGAUGCAGUUCUGUAUGUCUUGGGUGCCCCACCACAUGUGGAGAUUAAUGACAUUUGGAUGAGGCCAACAGAACAGACCAUGUAACAGACAAGGAUCUUCAGCACAGAUAAUAGAAAUGGCUAGAUACCACAAAACACCUAUGAGGUACAUGAAGCCCCGCAACUCUGAAGCCACAAUUUUUUUCUGGUGGACUGAUGGAUACCUGAGGUACCUCUCAGUCUCCACAAAGUUAGGUCAGGGCAUCUACUUCUCACCAGGUUCCAGCUUGAUUGGAAGUGGCAACUUUUCUCAAACUAGACUGUAGUAUUUCUGGGGAUGAAUUUGCAAUUCAUAGGUGAUAGCUGUCUAUAGACAUUCCAUAGACGAAAGAGAUUGAUUGCCAUUAUUACGACGGCAGACCUUAGUAUCUGAUCUUAGUGUCCGAACUUUAUUAAUAUAUGUUUGGACUUUCAAAUCAAAUGAUCAGGAAAAUUAUUCCCGUCCAAUAAUCCAAAGUAUGUGAACAUGCUUUUGUUAAUUGUAUCUCAACAGAUGUUGUCCCUUUAUUCUCAUUGUAGUAUUCUAAGAACUGGGGAACACCCCUCCCCCUUUACAUAUGCAGUGUGCCACACAUUUCCAGAGCUACCUCAGUAAAUUAUGCAUCCAAUAAAGUAUCAGAAUCAGCAAA
This is a messenger RNA of Branchiostoma floridae (Florida lancelet), 1036 nucleotides long. RefSeq names its product dehydrogenase/reductase SDR family member 11-like. Bases 1 to 453 code for a protein of 150 amino acids. Gene Ontology annotation, molecular function: oxidoreductase activity. The transcript has 6 exons. Lineage: Eukaryota; Metazoa; Chordata; Leptocardii; Amphioxiformes; Branchiostomatidae. The record is from RefSeq and is a predicted model, not a curated record.